GGCAUCUACAGAGGAUCCUCCCUUCCUCGUCGUUGGUGUACGCGACCCCCAACUGGACACAUACCCGAGGUAUCCAGUUCUACCACAGUCGAGAGAUUACCAGUGGGAAGUGUUGGUAGUGCUUGUUUACUCGUUUCUCCUUGGCUUUGACUGCUAGUUAAAAAUGGCAUCCGGAGUUACUGUAGCUGACAUCUGCAAGACGACGUACGAUGAAAUUAAGAAGGACAAGAAACAUCGGUAUGUUAUCUUUUAUAUCAAGGACGAGAAGCAGAUUGAUGUUGAGGUCAUUGGACCCCGUGAUGCUGCCUACGACAACUUCCUCGAGGAUCUGCAGAAAGGGGGCAGUGGCGAAUGCCGUUAUGGACUUUUUGACUUCGAGUAUACUCAUCAAUGUCAAGGCACCUCUGAGGCUUCCAAAAAACAAAAAUUGUUCCUGAUGUCGUGGUGUCCCGACACAGCAAAGGUGAAGAAGAAGAUGUUGUACUCGAGCUCAUUCGAUGCACUUAAGAAGUCCCUCGUUGGUGUACAGAAGUACAUUCAGGCGACGGAUCUCUCGGAGGCCUCUGAGGAGGCUGUCGAGGAGAAACUCCGUGCCACCGACAGGAAUUAAAAGUAUUCCGGGAACAUCCUCCCCUCAAAAGCUACUACUACAAGAAAAAGAACGACGAUAAAGAAAAAAAAGCGGAAAAAAG
This is a messenger RNA of Fopius arisanus, 692 nucleotides long. RefSeq names its product Cofilin/actin-depolymerizing factor homolog tsr (gene tsr). Lineage: Eukaryota; Metazoa; Arthropoda; Insecta; Hymenoptera; Braconidae. The coding region runs from base 164 to 610 and encodes 148 amino acids. Gene Ontology annotation, molecular function: actin filament binding. The record is from RefSeq and is a predicted model, not a curated record. The transcript is spliced from 3 exons. Gene Ontology annotation, cellular component: actin cortical patch; actin cytoskeleton; cytoplasm. Gene Ontology annotation, biological process: actin filament fragmentation; actin filament severing.